AUGUCUGCUGAGAUCUCCUCUGAAAGCGCGUCCGCGAUAUCUUACGAUGCACAACCAAACAAGAAAGAAGCCUUUGAGGCCAAUGAGGUGCAAACCUCGGAAAUAAAUCACGAGAUGGACCGCGAUAUCUCGGGAGACAUAUCGACGACGGAUUACGCCGAGGGCCCAUCAUUCAUGGGAAUAAACGGAUUCGGGCAAGUCUUUGUGCUUGCUGCUGCAUAUUACGUCGGCACAGAAAUCGUUUCACUAGCAGCCGCAGAGUCUAAGAAUCCGCAAAGGGAUGUUCUGAGGGUGGAUAGUCUCAUUUUCUGUAUCUUGACGUUUAAGGGAAACUACUCAUUGAUGACCUCCAGGGGACCAAUUCCAUCGCUUACCGAAUACUUAGCCUCGUCCCCAUUCACCAUCGGGUUCGAACUAGCCGGCUGGAAACCCGCCGGGCAUUUCGUCAACGCCAUCACCGUCGUCGCGUUCAUCUCUGCCGGAAACGGGGUGGUCUACGUCCAAUCCCGAACCCUCUUUUCCCUCGCAAAAACCGGCAGAGCUCCCAAAAUCUUCAGCACCACGACAAAACGCGGCGUUCCCUGGGCUGCCAUCCUACCCUCCACCCUCUGGGGCUUCCUCUCCCUCAUGAACCGCAAGCGCAGCGCCGGCGCCGUCUUCUCGUACAUCCCCUCCGUCGUCGGCGGCACCGCCGCCUACACCACCUAG
Messenger RNA from Mytilinidion resinicola, 708 nucleotides. RefSeq lists its product as uncharacterized. Gene Ontology annotation, cellular component: membrane. NCBI's taxonomy places the organism in Eukaryota, Fungi, Ascomycota, Dothideomycetes, Mytilinidiales, Mytilinidiaceae. The transcript has 4 exons. Gene Ontology annotation, biological process: amino acid transmembrane transport. Gene Ontology annotation, molecular function: amino acid transmembrane transporter activity. The coding region runs from base 1 to 708 and encodes 235 amino acids. The record is from RefSeq and is a predicted model, not a curated record.